GGUUAAUGGUAGUUCAAGGAGUGUCCUUCUCAAAAAUAUUCGAGUACCUUGAAAAGGAAAUAACCCCAGAGACACUUAUUCUCUAUGAAAAUGGACCGAACUCCAACAUGUGCUGGAACCACACAUACUUACCAAAUAAUCUUCCAAAAUUAAUCUUCAACGGAAAUCAAAGUGUGUAUCUUAAAAAUGAAUUAAAUUCAAAGGUUUUGGUGUUGGUUUGUUUAAAAAAUAAUAAUGCGGACAUAAUGAAGACAAUUUACUCGAAUCUGGAUGAUAUGAGAGAUACUUUUAUGAUUCUAUUUGCUUCUUCUGAAAAGCAAAUAAGUGAUUUGUUCUUGGAGUGUCUUGGUCAAAAAAUGCUCAAUGUUUUGGCUUUCAAAAGAUCAUAUCUAAGAACUAUCUACAGCUAUAAAGCAUUCCCUGAAUUUAAGAUCCGAACGAGAAAUAUGUCAGAAGUUCAACGAAUAUUUGAACCGCAAUUAAAGGAUCUUGGAGGUUAUGUUUUAAAAGGCCUACCGGACAACAUAUUUCCCCGCACUAUGGUCUAUAGAGACAAAAAUGGAAACCGGCAAAUGGCAGGGUAUCUUGGCCAUCUGAUAAGGACAUAUACCGAAACCAUCAACGCCUCACUGCAAAUCGAAUGGAAUCUAGUUCCAGAGAAGGGAAUGACACAUUUGUCGGACGGAUCACAAACCCUUGACAUAGACUUCGCAAUCGGAGUUGAUGGACUCUAUCAUAGUUCACCCAAACAAACUAUUCCGAUACAGAUCACCAGCUGGUUUCUCAUAAUCCCAAUGGAAAAACAAAUGCCAAAAAGUGGAUUUUUCUUAAAUCUGGGAUUUCAGGCGAUGAUUCCACUGGCUAUUAUAUUGGGUUUUCUGCUUAAUAAUGCCAAACGCCUGGAAAUGGGUUUAGGACCCAGCCUAAGAGCUUCGUGGAUGUUUAACAAAGUGUUGAGAGGUAUUUUGGCCCAAUCAUUCAUCCUACCCAGAUACCUAUCCCUUAAAAUGAUGACUAUUUACUGGCUAAUCCUAAUCAGUGGCUUCUUCAUGAGCAACUACUACACUGCGAAUCUGGCGACCAUGUUAAUGAAUCCCCCAGAGGGGAAACAAAUCCUCAGCUGGGAGCAAUUGCGCCAAACCAACUUGAAGAUACUCAUCGCCCAAUCUGAAUUUAAUUUUUUGAACGAAAUCCUAGCCAAAGACUUUUUAGACAAUUUUGUUGAUUUGUUCGAAGUAACCGACUCUGAGGAUUACCAAAGGAAGCGUAUCGCGUUAAACCAAUCCUAUGCCUAUCCAGCAACUGACACUCUGUGGCCAGUUCUGGUGGAAUCUCUGAAACGAUUGGAGACGCCCAUAUUCCGGAAAUCCGAGGAGCUGGUCUUUACGCCUUAUAUUCUUAUGUCCAUGCCAUUGCCCAAGAACUCGAUAUUUAAGAAAUCUCUGUUUCAAUUUGUAAGAAGAUCUCUUGAUUCAGGAAUAUUAAAAAGGUGGUUCACCGGCAGCUUCGAAGAGGCAAAAAAACUUGGAAUACUGAGCUACGCGAAGGAUGAUUGGGAUCUGUAUCGAGGCAUUAAGUUUCAGGAUUUUUAUUGGGUAUGGAUUGGCUAUCUAGGAGGAAUCUCAAUCGGUUCGGUGUCAUUUAUUUUUGAGCUUAUAUUGUAUAGAAAGCGAACAGUAUAG
Molecule: messenger RNA, 1682 nt
Organism: Drosophila ananassae
Lineage: Eukaryota; Metazoa; Arthropoda; Insecta; Diptera; Drosophilidae
Exons: 1
Coding region: 6-1682 (558 amino acids)
Source: RefSeq, a predicted model, not a curated record